CGGGUUUUCAGAGACACACGUCAGACACACACGCGAGCACCUAGAACCAAGAGCAAUCACAGAAGUCAUUCUGGCUCUCGCCAGAUAACAAGCCAUCAACCGCACCGCGUAGCUCCAGGUCUGCGCGGGAACAACACAUUGCAUCGAGCUGCUGUCGCCAGCGAAGCCGUCGAUCGCGAAUUUGACAUAUCUCGUGGUCGUCCAUCUGUGGAAAGGACGUAGCUAUCAAGACGCCGUCGCCCCUUGCUCGCUGUCUCCACGCCGAUGGGUGAUGCAGGUUGAACUCCAUUUGCACCAAUGCUCGAUCGUGGCUGAUGUCUUAGCCUUGUGUAAUAUGGGGCAGGAAUGGGGGCAGGUGUAGCGACCUGGCUCUGCAAGCCCGUUGGGUCUUCUUGCUUCUUCCCCUGAAGGUGUCUCCUUUUCUUCAUUGCCGCAUUCAUGGGCGUCUCCUUUCCCUUUGGCUGUUCAUCGAGUCGUUCUCUUUUCCCUUUGACCCGAGCGCCAGAUGUGUGGGCACCGCAAGAGGAGGAGGCAGGCCCAACACCAUAACCACGGAAGAAAAGAGGUACAGACGGCACUCUUCCCUCGACGGGCGUGGCCAGCACAUUUGGUCGCACACCGUCUUGGUUAGGCUCCGGAAAGAGUGCGCGUCCCCACGGAUGGGCGUGAUAGAGUACUGGCUGGGGAAGAAAGAGUCCAAGCGGCGGCGGGGGUGACGGUGCGGGUAUAAAUGACAUUGGUGGUGGAGGGGCUGUUGUUACGGGGCACGGGGGAGGAGAGGGCUGUAUCGGUGCUGAGAGUCGAUCGCAACUGGGAGGCACAGACGGCUCCAUACCUAAACGAACAGUCGAUGAGACAGCGUGACAGACAGACCCAUUCCACCGCCAAGCUCGGCUCGUGUCAGACCUUGAUGAGGCUCUUCCACCUCGUGGUCUGGGGCAGUAUCGGCAGCAGGGGAGUCAGGUGUGUCUGCGGGCGUUGACGCCUCAUCCACCUGGUUGAUGAUGUCUUCGACGGACAAGUCUCCCUGCAGGGACCGGCGAAGAACACACCACUCGCUGUUGAUCGACUGGCUGAUGCGCUUCACUGGAUGCAUCCCAUAGAGGAACAUGCAUCUGUCUCCUUGGAGAGGUUGCUGCUUGUUCUCUCACCUUUCUGCAGGAUGGCAUGGCGGUCAUCAGGAUCAAGGACUGGACCGAACGACUGCUCAAACUUGUCUGCAUACGAGCGUACAGAAAGGACGACAGAUCCAGGCUUGUUUGGCUUUUCUCUUCGGUAUGAGUUGUGACCUGGAUGCCAUCUCAUUGACAACAGGAAGAAGGCACGCUUGGGCUCUUCAGCAUUCUGCUGCAACCAAUCUGCGAAAGAGAGAGCGGUACUAGCAAGAUGUUGAAAUCCUUGUACCAGCAAUAUGCUCACCAGUGAGAAUUCGGUCCUCUCUUGGAGGCCAUGGAACGUGGUAGCGGCCGAUCAGCUGCAUCACACAGAAGAAAUACGAAUAAGAGUUUGCGGCCAUUCAUCUGUCUGCCUGACGAGCGGCCACGAAUGCAUGUAUGGCCGCGAACAACUCACCCGAGGUGGGUGUCUCUCGAAGUCACGCCACGCCAUCUCGUGAGCCUCCCAGCUCGACAAAAAGAGUGGCACUUUACCCUCCAGCUGAGGCCGUACCAGAGUGUCUCCCUCACCACGCCGACCAACAAAUUGCCGUCUUUCUCCGCCGUGUUUCAGUUGUGGCCAUUGCCGCCGUUGACAAGCCGCGCCAGCGGCAGGCACCCGAUGUCGCUGUGUGUGCUUUGCAUCCGGGACCUCCCGGUCUCGCCCCAUGUGUAGCGGAUGCCUGCCGCUCUCGCUGUGACGAGACGACUGCUGCGUCCGACGGGAACGAUAAUGAGAAGUGCGGGAGAUUGGGCUGCGUGGCCUAGACAAAGAUGGCGACCUGCGGACAAAACAUGAGACAAUCAACAUGCCUGAUGUCUGAUUGGACACUGCUUCGUGUUGCUUGCCUGCAGAAGCUGUGUGCCCUUGUCAUUCGUGUCAGGAAUCGUUCAAGGUUUCCGAGCUCUUUCUGAAACGACGAGUACGGCCCUUCCACCAGGUCACAGUCGAGACAAAGGCUCGGGCCGUC
Vitrella brassicaformis is the source of this 2125-nucleotide messenger RNA. The record is from the annotation of a GenBank genome assembly. NCBI's taxonomy places the organism in Eukaryota, Vitrellaceae.